Humulus lupulus (European hop) is the source of this 1113-nucleotide messenger RNA. RefSeq lists its product as uncharacterized. NCBI's taxonomy places the organism in Eukaryota, Viridiplantae, Streptophyta, Magnoliopsida, Rosales, Cannabaceae. Bases 1 to 1113 code for a protein of 370 amino acids. The record is from RefSeq and is a predicted model, not a curated record. The transcript has a single exon.
AUGGAGUAUCUCACUAGACUUCUAAAGCAAGCUUCUCAUCACAGAGAGUUUAGAUUUCAUCCCAUGUGUAAGCAUUUGCAGCUUGUUAAUUUGUGUUUUGCGGAUGAUUUGAUUCUGUUUUGUAAGGGUAAUUCUAGAUCUGUUCAGAUUUUAUUUGAAGGAUUUUUGAAAUUUUGCCAUUGUUCUGGUUUAGCAGCUAAUUUGAGUAAAUCUCAAAUAUUCUUUGGGGGCGUGGCAGCUGAGGUCAAGAAUGAUAUUCUUAGGUCUAUUGCUCUUGGAGAGGGGAGUUUUCCUAUGAAGUAUCUGGGGGUUUCUCUGAGGCCCACGAGAUGGUUGGUUGCUGAUUGUGGUGAGAUAAUCAAGAAAAUUCAGACUAGGCUCCAUGUUUGGGUGAGUAGACAUUUAUCUUUUGCGGGGAGAACUCAGCUGAUUUUUUCUGUUUUGCUAGGCAUUCGCAAUUAUUGGAUGAAUAUUUUUAUGCUUCCCUAUAGUGUCAUUCAAGAAAUUGACAGGUUGUGUCGUAACUUCCUUUGGGGAGCCAAAAACAAUCAGAGCAAGUUCCAUUGUUCCUCUUGGUCUCAGGUUUGCCUUCCUAAAGUUUUGGGUGGUCUGGGUUUUAAGGAGGGAUCUAAUUGGAAUAAAGUUCUUUUGGCUAAAUAUCUAUGGGCUUUGUCUUCUAAGCAAGAUGUUUUAUGGGUGAAAUGGAUUGACGAGGUCUAUCUAAAAGGUAAGUCUUUAUGGUCUUAUCAGUUGAAACCAGAUGUUAGUUGGUAUUGGCGUAAGUUGUGCUACUUGAGAGGGACCUUUUCUGAAAUAGAUUUGGAGGUUUCGGCUGUACAUGGUAAACUGAACUUGAAGUUUCUGUUUAGUAGAAUGCUUCAGAGGGAUCCGGUUGGGUUUGCUAAGGCAGUGUGGUGUAGUCUAUCAGUGCCCAGGCAUCGUUUUAUACUUUGGCAAUUAGUUCUUGGCCAUUUACUGACUAGAGAUAAUCUGGUUCGGUGCCAAAUUGAUGUUAGCUCUAAGUUCUGUCCAGUUUGUGAGAGUGUUGAGGAAUCUCAUAAACACUUAUUUUUUUACUGUGUUUUUUUCUCAACAGGUUUGGGAGCUGCUUAA